AGUCGAGGAGUCUGUUUGGGCCGAACUGUUGCAGCGGGAUGAAGCAGAAACCGGUUACACCAGCAAGGCUGAGAUCGAGCUGGCCCUGUCCCUUGGAGUUACCCCAGAUAAGAUCAUUUAUGCCCAUCCUACCAAACCACGGUCCCACAUCAGAUAUGCCCGCACUCACAGAGUGAACGUAAUGACUUUUGAUAAUGAGGAGGAACUCUUAAAAAUCUCUCUUACCCAUCCUCAAGCCAAGCUAGUAAUGCGAAUUGCAGUGGAUGACUCCAAAUCUCUCCUAAGACUCAAUGCAAAGUUUGGAGCCAGACUGUCCUCAGUUAGUAAACUGCUGGAAUGUGCCAGACGGCUGAACUUGGAGGUGAUUGGGGUCAGCUUCCACGUAGGCAGUGGGUGCACUGGAAGUUUGGCCUUCAAGCAGGCUAUCACAGAUGCUCGAUAUGCUUUUGAUAUAGCAGUCAGGUUUCACUUCUACUCCAACUGA
Molecule: messenger RNA, 484 nt
Organism: Haplochromis burtoni (Burton's mouthbrooder)
Lineage: Eukaryota; Metazoa; Chordata; Actinopteri; Cichliformes; Cichlidae
Product: antizyme inhibitor 2-like
Exons: 4
Cellular component (GO): cytoplasm
Molecular function (GO): ornithine decarboxylase activity
Source: RefSeq, a predicted model, not a curated record